CAUCGUUCCCGUUCCCGUUCCCGUUCGGCUCGUCGUGUUUUUCCCGUGUAGCACGCGGACCCUCUCGGGACGACCCGCUUCCCCGGCUGGUUCCCCGUCGGCCUUGGUGAUGUCUGUGCGCGGGCUCCGACCUGGAGCCUUGUUUUGUGCCGGGGUGUUCGGUGAUUGAGGAUUCUUUCCAGUUUUUCGCGAACGAUGGACGCUCUCGCGCCGCGAAUCGCAGUGGCCUCCUCGUAAUACUCCGUUUCGUAUACCGAUACACCGGAUCCACCGCGACAAGGUUAGGACGACUAUGGAGGCCGGCGAGCCGUCGGGACGCCUCACCGUCGAAGACCUGUCCGACUGCAGGAGCGAGUCCAGCCAUUCCGAGUCGCAGCUCAGAGCCUUCCAGGACUACGAAAGGGUGAAGGAGCUGAAUCUGUCGGUGGAGAAAUCGAAGGAGGAGAACCCGGAGCCGAAGGACUUUCACCUGGGCCUGGACCCGGCGAGAAUCCAGUUCGAGGACUUCGAGAACGCUGCUAGAAAUCUGCCGAUGACGCUGAACAAAGGCUACGUCGCCGGCGGCCUGAACGAGAUGGCUUAUCCUCUGGAUAGAUCGAACGAGAACGAAGAAUCGUUGGACACCUCGAGCCUGUGCAGAUCGAAGAACCCGUCGGCCAAGGAUCUUCUGUUCAAUCUACGGGAAGGCAGACAGAAGAACGCCCACGCUGCUCUGUCGCUCGAUAGGUACGGCAAGGAUUUGAACUUCGCGGUCUCCGAGAAGGACAUCAAGGAUUUCGGGCUUCUGAAGAAUUACAGCCUGGACCGGAUGAAGGAGUUCAAUCUGUCGCUGGACAGGAUGAGGGACAGUCACAUCGGGAAUUUCGCGCUGGAGAGACUCCGCGGCGGUGCCGGCUUGCUGGAGAAUCCUCCUAUGCUCGAGCACAACGAGUACAAGAAUAUCCAGGCUCAGCCGAGGAAUCAGAAUAUAGAGGCCAUCGCGUUGGAGCGAAUGAGACGAUCCCAUUUGAUGGGCACCGAUCUGACCGCUCAGAAUUUGUCCUCGCAGCUGUCCCAUCCGCACUCCAUCACGCAGAUGCAGCACUCGCAGCAACAACAGCAACAACAGGCGAAAUCGUUCACUAUCGACGCUAUCUUGGGCCUGAGGAACAAUCCCAGGGAGAAACGGGGACAGCAGCAACAGUACAAGAAGCAUCAAGGCCAGGAAGGCGGCGCGAAGAACGGAAACUCGAGCUCCUGUUCAGGCGGCGGCGGGAAGCUGAAGAGGGUGCGGACGAUCUUCACGGCGGAGCAGCUGGAGCGGCUGGAGGGUGAAUUCGCGCGGCAACAGUACAUGGUCGGCCCUGAAAGACUGUACCUGGCACACGCGCUCAGGCUGACCGAGGCCCAGGUGAAGGUCUGGUUCCAGAACCGUCGGAUCAAGUGGCGGAAACACCAUCACGAGCAGCAGAGUCAACGGGUGCACGAGUUCCAGCGCACGCUGAACUCGUCGUUGGAGCACGAGGACAGCAACGAGACCGACAAAUGGUGAAAGGAGCCGGUGCUUCCCGACC
This is a messenger RNA of Megalopta genalis, 1553 nucleotides long. RefSeq lists its product as uncharacterized. Gene Ontology annotation, biological process: neuron differentiation; central nervous system development; regulation of transcription by RNA polymerase II. Gene Ontology annotation, molecular function: RNA polymerase II cis-regulatory region sequence-specific DNA binding; DNA-binding transcription factor activity, RNA polymerase II-specific. The record is from RefSeq and is a predicted model, not a curated record. NCBI's taxonomy places the organism in Eukaryota, Metazoa, Arthropoda, Insecta, Hymenoptera, Halictidae. Gene Ontology annotation, cellular component: nucleus.